This is a messenger RNA of Rotaria socialis, 1434 nucleotides long. Lineage: Eukaryota; Metazoa; Rotifera; Eurotatoria; Philodinida; Philodinidae. The record is from the annotation of a GenBank genome assembly.
AUGACAGGAGAAAUUCGUUUCGUUGAUCGAUCUUUAAUCAGUGGUUUAUGCAAAAUCUAUCAGUCUAGUCGUUUUCUUGCUUUAUGUUCUUUUCUACUGAUUAGUUUUAUAUCAUUACCCAUUCCGUUUUCAAUUGUUUGGUUAAUUCAAGUCUUAUUUUUGAAUAUAUCUAUUAUUCCAAUAUCGUCAUCAUAUUUGUAUAUAGUUAUCACAAUAUGGUCAACAAUGGAAGUUAUUUUUCUUACAUAUCAAUCAUAUUUAUAUUCAAAAAUUCAACAGAAGGUUUCUGCACCUGAUGUACCAUCUAUUGAACGUAAUCGAAUAGUCUCACAUGUACUGUCAACUGUAAAAAGUCUUCCACACACGAUAAGCAAAUGGUUUAUGGAUUGUCCUUUUCAAGAUAUUGAUCGUCAAAGUUUGAUUGGAUGGUUUGCAUUUGCGUUCUAUUCAAAGCAAUUACACGAAUUAAAUGACGAAGAAUAUGAAGAAAUUUAUUCACUUGUUGAAAAAAUUGAAACCGAUUAUAGAUUAAAAAUAACUGAUGAUGAAACUACCAACACAGUUUCGCAUAUGAAGCAUAUUCUUGAUCCUGUCCGUGUUAUUUUUCGUCCAUUGGCUUUUUAUAUUUUUACUGAUACAUUUUUGAAUGGAAUUCUUUGCUCAAGUAUUUUCUAUUUGAGAGGAUAUCAAUUUGUUCGUCUAGGUCACCUUUCAUUUUGGACCUAUCACGAUGAAAUAUGUAAUGUAGAAGAAGAGGAAGAUCCGAUUAUAUUUUUUCAUGGUAUUGGUGCUGGUCUUAUCAUGUAUCAACCUUUUAUUUCACGAAUUCAAAAACAAUUUUCUGAUCGACGCCGUAUUAUAUUUAUAUCAAUGCCAUGCAUUUGUAUGCGUUAUCCAUCUCUUGACGACAUUCCAACUAUGUCGGAAACUAUUGAAUCGAUUCAUGUUAUAUUUAAUUAUUAUCAACUGAAGAAAGCUAUUUUUAUUGGACAUAGCUACGGUACUGCUUGUUUAUCAUGGAUCGUUAAAAAAUGUCCACAGUAUAUAUCACGUUUAAUUUUUCUUGAUCCAAUCUGUUUUGUAUUAUUUGAACCUUAUGUUGUUUACAAUUUCGUUUAUCGCACUCCAUACAGAUUAGGUCAUCUCUAUUUAUAUUAUUUUGUUUGUCGUGAAUUAGGUAUAUCUCAUGUGAUAAGUCGUCAUUUCUGGUGGACACAAAAUAAUUUAUUUAUUGAACAAAUACCAUCAAAUUUCAAUAAAAUUCUACCAACACAUGUUCUUUUAUCUGGAAAUGAUUGUAUUGUUAAUGUUAAUUUAGUUAAAGAUUAUUUAAAUGAUCAUAACAUUGAUUUUUAUUGGGCACCAAACCUUUCUCAUGGUGGUUAUAUGCAUGACAGAGAAAGUUGGGAAAAAAUUUGCCAAUGGAUCUCAUGA